Messenger RNA from Cicer arietinum (chickpea), 3329 nucleotides. RefSeq names its product auxin response factor 17 (gene ARF17). Gene Ontology annotation, molecular function: DNA binding. The record is from RefSeq and is a predicted model, not a curated record. Gene Ontology annotation, cellular component: nucleus. Gene Ontology annotation, biological process: response to hormone; regulation of DNA-templated transcription. NCBI's taxonomy places the organism in Eukaryota, Viridiplantae, Streptophyta, Magnoliopsida, Fabales, Fabaceae.
GGGAAGAGUUGGUUGUGUACUGUCUUAGCCUGUCCCCUCCACUCAACACACAGAACACUAUUUUCUCACUCUAUCUCUUAAGACUCUAACAGUUUAAGUCCAAAAGCCACUACCACAUUGCCUUUUCUUUUCUUUCCUUUUGUUUCUGUGCUUCCUAUGCAUUUGUCUCUGUCUUCUGUUUCUUCUGUUCCCUCUUCUUAUUACCUUCAAAUGAGAAUGGAAUCAUACUUUGAAUUUCUUGUUAUUAUUUGAUACUCUUCUUUCUCUCUUUCUUUUCUUUCUACUCUCUUUCCUUCCCUUUCUCAUCUUUAAGCCUUGUUUGGAGUAUCCUCUAAUUCCUUUUAACAUCACUUUGUUGUUCUCUUCAUCCAAACAUCAAUUCCCUUUCAUGAUUAAAUAAAAUGACCUCAUUUUUAUGAGUUUUACUUUUUUAAAUCCACUUGGUGACACCCUCUUUGCUGUCUUUAAAUAAAGUUGUGAUUUUUUUCAUUUGGGGUGUUUUUUUUGUUGUUGUUGCUUGUUCUUAAUUCCAUUUAAGCUUUUUCAAGAAACAAAACAGAAUAGGUGUUGAUGGAAAUUGAUCUGAACCAUGAAGUGAUGAUGACUGAGGUUGAAAACAAGAAUGCAUUGUGCAUUAAGGAAUGUGAAAAAGUUAGUUGUUGUUGUUGUGUUUGUAGUUUGUCCCCUUCAACUUGUUCAUCUUCUACUAGUUCAACUUCACCAAUUGUUGUGUCUUCUUCUUAUCUUGAGCUCUGGCAUGCUUGUGCUGGUCCUCUUACAUCACUUCCUAAGAAAGGAAAUGUUGUGGUUUAUUUUCCACAAGGUCACUUAGAACAAGUUGCUUCUUUCUCUCCUUUCACAUCAUUGGAGAUACCAACUUUUGAUCUUCAGCCACAGAUCUUUUGCAGGGUUGUCAAUAUCCAACUACUUGCUAAUAAGGAGAAUGAUGAGGUUUAUACACAAGUUACUUUGCUUCCUCAGGCUGAGUUGGCAGGGAUGCAUAUGGAGGCAAAAGAAGUUGAAGAAUUAGAAGCAGAUGAAGAGGGAAAUGAAGGAUUACCAACAAAAUCAACCCCUCACAUGUUCUGCAAGACACUGACUGUCUCCGAUACCAGCACUCAUGGAGGGUUCUCUGUGCCUCGUCGAGCUGCUGAAGACUGUUUUCCUCCUUUGGAUUAUAAGCUGCAGAGGCCCUCUCAAGAGCUUGUUGCCAAAGACCUGCAUGGUGUGGAAUGGAAAUUUCGCCAUAUUUAUAGAGGUCAGCCUAGGCGGCAUCUACUCACUACUGGAUGGAGCAUUUUUGUGAACCAAAAGAAUCUUGUUUCUGGUGAUGCAGUUCUCUUUCUAAGGGGUGAAAAUGGAGAGCUGAGAUUGGGAAUCAGAAGAGCUGUUAGACCUAGAAAUGGUCUUCCUGAAUCAAUUGUUGGUAAACAGAACUGUUAUCCCAAUUUCCUUUCUUCUGUAGCAAAUGCUAUAUCCACCAAAAGCAUGUUUCAUGUUUUUUAUAGUCCAAGAGCGAGUCACGCAGAAUUCGUUGUUCCCUACCAAAAGUAUGUUAAAAGCAUCAAGAGUCCAGUAUCCAUAGGGACUAGAUUCAAAAUAAGAUUUGAAAUGGAUGAAUCGCCGGAGAGAAGGUGUAAUAGUGGUAUGUUGAUUGGAAUAAGUGACUUGGAUCCCUAUAGAUGGCCUAAAUCAAAAUGGAGGUGCUUGAUGGUUAGAUGGGAUGAGGAUAUUGAGACUAAUCAUCAAGACAGAGUAUCUCCAUGGGAGAUCGAUCCUUCUUCUUCUCUGCCUCCCCUAAGCAUUCAGUCUUCUCCAAGGCUGAAGAAACCGCGGACCGGUCUGCAGGUUGCCUCACCCAGUCACCUCAUCACUGCAGCCGGAGGCAGUGGAAUGAUGGGCUUUGAGGAGUCUAUAAGAUCAUCAAAGGUCUUGCAAGGUCAAGAAAAUGCAGGUUUUAUGUCACUAUACUAUGGAUGUGACAAAUUAACCAACAAGCCAGGUUUUGAGUUGAGCUCUUCAAGUCAUCAAAAUCUUGCAUUAACAGGAGUAGGAAAAGCCGUUACCUCUUCUGAGCAUAUGAAUGCUCACCCUUUCAGUUAUGCAGCAGGCUUUAUGGAAACCAACAGUUUUCCAAGGGUCUUGCAAGGUCAAGAAAUAUGUAAAUUGAAAUCACUUACACAAAAAGUCGAUUCAAAUAUUGGUGCAUGGGGAAAUAAUCCUAAUGUAAGUUGCACAAAUUUCAACCUCCGUCAAGCAACCAAACCAAACUUCCAAUCUGCAUAUUUUCCUUAUGGAGAUAUUUACAAAAAUGGUCAAGCUAACAUGUUUACCUCAAAGCACAUGAAUUUCCAGAGCGAUAACGUCUCAUUUAGCACGCCAUCGAUAUUAGCAGGGAACAUUAGAAAUGAAGUUGGAAGAUCUGAAUUAAAUCUUCCAAAUGAAGAUAAACUGCAGGACAACAUUUCUGCAUCUGUUUCAUUAGGAGCUACAAACAUUAAGGUUCCAAAUGAUAACAAUGUCAAGGGAAAGGUAAAUUCCUGCAAACUAUUCGGGUUUCCUUUGUCUGCGGAAACUAGUUCACAAAAUUUACAGAACACUGCAAAAAGAAGUUGCACAAAGGUUCACAAGCAAGGCAGCUUAGUUGGAAGAGCUGUUGAUCUCUCGAGGUUGAACUGCUACGUCGAUCUUCUGAGUGAACUUGAGAAACUAUUUGGCAUGGAAGGCCUUCUUAGAGACCAUGAUAAGGGAUGGAGGAUUCUCUACACUGACAGUGAGAAUGACAUAAUGGUUGUAGGGGAUGAUCCAUGGCAUGAGUUUUGUGAUGUUGUGUCCAAGAUUCAUAUAUAUACCAAAGGCGAAGUGGAGAAAAUGACAUUUGGGAUGACCAAUGAUGAUACUCAUAGCUCUUUGGAACAGGCACCAGUGAUUAUGGAACCUUCUAAGUCUUCCUCAGUGAGUCAGACAGAUUAUUCUCCAACAGUAGUUAGAGUCUAAAGUUUCAAGGUUGUUUUGAGUUUUGUGUUGGCCUUGCUUCUGUACAAAUUUAUUUAUCUAUGACUCUGUGUAUAGUUUAGUGCUGCAUGUUUGAUUACAACCAUUUGAGCUUGUUAGCUCAGAAAAAAUUGCAUGAUCGGUGGUAGAAAGAUUGGCAAUUAAGUGAACUAAACUAGGGAAAUAAGGGCUAGUCUUGACAUAAUGUAAUAUAAGACAUUACCUCUUGAGCUACUCUGUUCCCAUAUUUCAUGUCAUUAUAUUAAGGGUGGUUAAUGAUAUCUAGAUAUGUAAAAUACACCUUCAGAUUAGUCAAUCGAGACAAAAUUUAAGGA